CCGCCGCCAACAACAACAACAACCGCCGCAUGGCGGAAGGCAACAACAGAAAUGCAGUUCACAUUCCCAUCCACGUGAUAGAAACUAUCCUGUUCAAAUUGCCGGCGAAGUCCGUCCUCCGGUUCCGAGCAGUUUCCAGAUCGUGGAGGAACCUCAUUUCCGAUCCGGCAUUCCACCGAACCUACAUCCGAGGCUACCAGAAUUCGUCCUCCCAACCCAAUCUCUUCGUCUCGAAACCGUCGUACCGCCAUGGCGUUUCUCUGGUCAAAUUCGAAGGGGGGAAAUUCGUCGCCGUCCGGCUUUUGCGACGGCUUGGUUCUCCUACGGCCGCCGUCGCUGUCGAAUUACGUCCUGUGGAAUCCCUCAACUGGAGCCACCAUGGAAUUCUACUCACGUUGGUCCCUGAGCCUAACGAGCGCCGGGAUGUGUUACGGCCCGAUUCUCGACGAAUUCAAGGUCGUCGUCAUAGCGAGAUCGUGGCUGCCGGACUACAUAGUCUAUUCCUGCAGGACCGGAAUCUGGGAAAAGAGGCGGAAGCCGUUCGCAAAGACCGAUCAAGUCAGCGAAUCGGGGUUGUAUUUCGACGGGGCCGUGUAUUGGCUCAACGUCGACGACGAUAACCCGAACAUUGUCAAGAUCUUCUAUUUCGAUCCGAGAGACGACCAGCUCAAAAUUCUAAAGAAGCCAGCUGGCGCGGGGGGCAACAACGACAGACCGAUUUUCCUGACGUGUUUGAAGGGGCGUCUGUGCGUUUACAGCAACGAUGCGAAAGACGAGACGGUGGUUAGAAUCUGGACGAGGAACGAGAACAAUAGUUCUUGGGAUGUGUUGAUGAGUAUCGGUAUCGAGAAUGUGCCGGAAAAUAUUAGCUCUAUCCGGCCGAUGUUUUUCGCCGGAGAUAAGGUUGUGAUACGUCGGAUGAUUAUAAGCAUGACGUAUUGGGAAACUCCGGUAGUUCUGGUCUACGACGCUCGGGAGCAAAAGUUUGAGGGUUGUGAUAAACCCGUGGGUUUUGGGGAGGUGUUCGUUCCUUACGUCGAUAACCGUUUCUUCCCUGUUCAAAAAGUCGCCAGGCCCAAGAGGAAGCGUAAUACUCUGCACAGUAACCUUUGUGAGUUGUCGGAUUGAUCUCAGCACUAAAAACGUGUAUCGAGAAUUCGUGUUUUCUGAUUUUGAAUUAGUCGGAUUUGAUUACUAGUGAAUGUCUGUCGUUUCGGGAGUCGAGUUAGUCCGAUUGGUCAGGUAGUAAAUGCGUAUAUAGUUUUGUUCGUGUUUUCCGAGUCGAAAUUAGUCGGAUUAAUCAGCAGUAAAUGUGUAUAGUCGAAAUUCCUAUUUUUUCCCGAGUUGAAUUAGUCCGAUUAAUCGGAGUAACGAACGUGUAUAUAGUUGAUUCUCGUUUUCUGAGUACAGUUUCGACCGUAGAGGAUGUUCAGUGGACGAAAAUUCAUAUACACAUUUAACAAUAAAAGAAAAACGGAAAUCUGUCGAGGUCCGCCUCUAAAUCGAAAAACACUCGAAAUAA
Molecule: messenger RNA, 1522 nt
Organism: Erythranthe guttata (spotted monkey flower)
Lineage: Eukaryota; Viridiplantae; Streptophyta; Magnoliopsida; Lamiales; Phrymaceae
Source: RefSeq, a predicted model, not a curated record